This is a messenger RNA of Contarinia nasturtii (swede midge), 2003 nucleotides long. RefSeq names its product origin recognition complex subunit 2 (gene Orc2). NCBI's taxonomy places the organism in Eukaryota, Metazoa, Arthropoda, Insecta, Diptera, Cecidomyiidae. Gene Ontology annotation, biological process: DNA replication. The transcript has 4 exons. Gene Ontology annotation, molecular function: DNA replication origin binding. The record is from RefSeq and is a predicted model, not a curated record. Gene Ontology annotation, cellular component: nucleus; nuclear origin of replication recognition complex. The coding region runs from base 92 to 1864 and encodes 590 amino acids.
CCUUCGACAGUAAAAAGACCGCGAAAUCGAUUGUCAAAACAACAGCUAUUGUGCUGCAGUUAACUGAAACACAUUUCUUUAGAUUUUAACGAUGUCUACAAGAAAAUCACUACGAAUAAAAAACGGCGAAAAUACACCAGAUGUAGCAGUAGCGUUUACAAGUAGCGGCCGCAAAGUAACACCCAACAAACGAUAUGCAGACAUUGAAGACUGGUUGACACCAAAAAAAGGAGCGGCAAAGAAUCGUGAGGGUACCGACGUAAUGUCUGAAGACGAUGGUUCUAUUGAGAAAGAAGAGAAUGAUGAAAAUUUGAUCAAACAAUCAUCUACGGCUUUAUUUGACGCUGCAACUGAUGUAGCUGGUCGUGAUCUGUAUGCAUUCAACACACCAAAAAAGAGGAAUGCAAUGAAAAAAAAGGCAGAAGAUACGCCCCGAACUAAGGCGGCGAAUGCUAUGGAAUCGUUAUCAAUAAAUUCACCGCGUACGCCAAAAACACCAAAAACAUCCCGUUUACAAGUUCAACGCGCCCCACAUAAUCGAUACACACCGAAAGAAACACGCACCAAAAAUAAAAAAGAGCUUGAAAAACGAAAAAAACAAGUGGAAUCACAAUCUGAAAGUUCGGCCGAUGAACAUUCCGAUUAUGAAGCUGAAGAAUCAAGUGAAAGUAGCAAAAGCAGUGAUGAACAAAGUGAUAAUUCGGAUGACAGUGAAGAUGUAUUUGAAGCGAAAGAUAAACGAAAAGUUCCGCCACUGAAAGUAUCGAAGACCAUUACUGCCAAAGCACCAACAGGAAUGGUUACAAGAACAAGAGGAAGCAAAAUGCAAGAAGACUUGGUUUUAGAUAGUGAUAACUACUUCAUCGCUGCUUCAAACAAAAAGAGCAAAACAUCAGAUCACACAUUGGAUCGGUUAAAAUCGUCACGUCUGCAGCACGAUGAAUUGUUCAGCCUAUUGAAUUCAAUUAAUUCGAGUGAAGAGCAUGAUCGCCGUAUUGCCGAAAUGUUUCAAGAUCUUAGAUCGAAUUUUAAUCGUUGGAUGCUCGAAAUGUUAAAAGGAUACAAUAUCAUUGUUUAUGGUUGCGGUUCAAAGCAACAAUUGUUGCAUUCAUUUUGUACCGAACAUUUGGCAAACAAACCAAUUAUUGUUGUGAAUGGUUUCUUUCCAUCACUUACAAUCAAAGACAUUCUGCAUGCAAUCAAAGUGGAUUUACUGGAAAUAAGCAUAAAUUCGCGCAACGAUCACGAAGUUGUUGAUUUGAUUGCAUCGGCUUUGGAUGGUAUGCCGAACGGUCAUAUAUUUCUUGUCAUCAAUAAUAUUGAUGGUGUAAUGCUGCGCAAAACCAAAGACCAACACAUCAUAAGCCGUUUAGCGAAAAUUAAAAAUGUCCAUUUGAUCGCAUCCAUUGAUCACAUCAAUGCACCAUUGAUGUGGGAUCAAACAUGUAUGGAUAAUUUCAAUUUUGUGUGGUACGAUUGCACCACAAUGUUGCCAUACAAAAACGAAACGGCAUUCGAAAAUUCGGUAUUCUUCCAGAAUUCGGGUGAAUUGGAUUUGGCUGCAAUGAGCAAUGUAUUCCGCUCAUUAACAACCAAUGCACGGGGCAUUUACAAGCUUCUGGUGGAGCAUCAAAUAGCAAAUCAAAAAGAUAGCAACUAUCAAGGUAUGACGUUCAAAGACCUGUACCACAAAUGUCGUGAAAGUUUUCUGGUCAGCUCCGAUUCUACAUUGCGUACACAACUCAUCGAAUUCGUCGAUCACAAUAUGGCAAAAAUAAAACGAAGCCAUGACGGAACGGAACUUGUCUCGAUUCCAAUCAACACACAAAUUCUUUCACAAUUUUCUCAACAACAAAACGAAUAGAUCAUUUACUUUUCAGUUUUUUUUUCAUAAUUUUAUUCAUGAGUUUUGAAAACAAGUCGUAUAUCUGUUAAGUUUAAAUCAAUAAAAAUUUCUCGAUUUUAAAAAUGCGCCACACGAAUGUUUUUAUCGUGUGAAUUUA